Molecule: messenger RNA, 864 nt
Organism: Fonsecaea monophora
Lineage: Eukaryota; Fungi; Ascomycota; Eurotiomycetes; Chaetothyriales; Herpotrichiellaceae
Product: septum-promoting GTP-binding protein 1
Exons: 3
Coding region: 1-864 (287 amino acids)
Biological process (GO): regulation of exit from mitosis
Cellular component (GO): spindle pole body
Molecular function (GO): GTPase activity; GTP binding
Source: RefSeq, a predicted model, not a curated record
AUGGAUCCCACCGCUCCCGCUGAAUACCCCGCCGAUUCGGCAUACAGUCCUCACAUCGUCAAUGACCAGGAUCAGCCACAAGAGGACACUACCGCGAUCCAGAACGGCCAUCAAUCUCACACUUCCAAUGCUACCGCAACUCCGCCAAUGGACAGCGACUCCAAUCAGAGAUAUAACUCUCCAAGCCUCUACCAGCAACCGACCUCAAGACCUGGUUCUGGAAUGGGCGGACAUCAACAAACACAAUAUCAAGAGAACAGACAGUCACAACCGUCCAGCAAAUCCAGUGUCGUCAUCAAAGUCGGGAUGGUUGGAGAUGCUCAGAUCGGCAAGACGAGUCUAAUGGUCAAAUACGUCGAGGGUAGCUGGGAUGAAGACUACAUACAGACCUUGGGCGUCAACUUCAUGGAGAAGACCAUCUCGAUACGCAAUACAGAAAUCACCUUCUCGAUCUGGGAUCUCGGUGGCCAACGAGAGUUUGUCAACAUGCUUCCCCUUGUCUGCAACGAUGCCGUCGCUAUCCUUUUCAUGUUCGACUUGACACGGAAAUCAACGCUCAAUAGCAUAAAAGAAUGGUACAGACAGGGUAGAGGAUUUAACAAGACUGCCAUACCUUUCUUGAUCGGUACAAAGUACGACCAUUUUGUUAAUUUCCCAAGGGAGGAUCAAGAGGAGAUCAGCAACCAGGCUCGAAGAUUCGCAAAAGCCAUGCGCGCGAGUCUCAUCUUCAGCAGCACAAGCCACAGCAUCAAUGUCCAAAAGAUCUUCAAGAUUGUCCUCUCCAAAGCAUUCGAUCUGAAAUGCACGAUUCCGGAGAUUGAAAAUGUCGGCGAACCGCUGCUGCUGUAUCAGUCGGUCAACUGA